Malassezia globosa CBS 7966 is the source of this 528-nucleotide messenger RNA. RefSeq lists its product as uncharacterized. The record is from RefSeq and is a predicted model, not a curated record. Gene Ontology annotation, molecular function: RNA polymerase II CTD heptapeptide repeat phosphatase activity. Bases 1 to 528 code for a protein of 175 amino acids. Lineage: Eukaryota; Fungi; Basidiomycota; Malasseziomycetes; Malasseziales; Malasseziaceae. The transcript is spliced from 4 exons. Gene Ontology annotation, biological process: termination of RNA polymerase II transcription. Gene Ontology annotation, cellular component: nucleus; mRNA cleavage and polyadenylation specificity factor complex.
AUGUCUGCGCAUGCUGCUCUCAAGGAUGCUGGUUAUCUCGUAACGUCAUGUGGCACUGGAUCUGCAGUGCGUCUACCAGGCCCGUCGAUUGACAAGCCCAAUAUCUAUGCGUUUGGUACACCGUAUGAGACCAUGUUCCAGGAUUUGAUGAAGAAGGAUUCGCGACUCUAUGAAGCCAAUGGGCUCUUGCCGAUGUUGGAUCGUAAUCGGCACAUUAAAUCAGCCCCUGAGCGCUGGCAGGAGUGUCGCCGCGUCUCAGAUGUCGUUAUCACAUGUGAAGAGCGCUGCUUCGACAGCGUUUGCGAGGAUCUGUUGAGCCGUCGGCAAGAACUGAAUCGACCUGUGCAUGUUAUCAAUGUGGAAAUCAAAGACAAUCACGAGGAAGCACAAAAAGCUGCCAAUGCCAUUCUCUCUCUGGCUGAGAUGAUUGAACAAGCUCGUGACAUAGACGAAGACAUGGACGAAAUCCUUGAGAAGCAGCAGCAGUGCUUUGCCUAUCCACUCCUGCAUACUGUAGCCUAUUAUUAG